Molecule: messenger RNA, 245 nt
Organism: Cotesia congregata
Lineage: Eukaryota; Metazoa; Arthropoda; Insecta; Hymenoptera; Braconidae
Source: the annotation of a GenBank genome assembly
AUGUCACCCUCAAAGUCUGAUAAAAGUUCAAAUGGAACCAAGUGUGUUUCUAGUAUAUGGAGCCGUGCAAUAACCGCUAAUUCCGAGUGGCCUGACAAGGAUGAAUUUUUGGAUGUUAUUUACUGGAGCCGUCAAGUUAUUGGAAUUAUUUUAGGAAUUGUAUGGGGUCUUAUUCCUCUUAAAGGUUUUGUAGCACUAGCACUGUCACCUGGAUAAUAAUUUACUCCGGUUUGCAUUUUGACUGA